Ipomoea triloba (trilobed morning glory) is the source of this 1554-nucleotide messenger RNA. RefSeq lists its product as uncharacterized. The transcript has 7 exons. Lineage: Eukaryota; Viridiplantae; Streptophyta; Magnoliopsida; Solanales; Convolvulaceae. The record is from RefSeq and is a predicted model, not a curated record. Bases 1 to 1554 code for a protein of 517 amino acids.
AUGGGUGGAAGGAUUGACAAUAAUGUUAACAAGGGUGGUGGACCUCAUAUUUUCCGUUUGAAUGGCCAAAACUAUCAUUUGAUGGGCAGCCUACUUCCUGAAGAAGGCUCAGCACCACACUUUGCUCAAUUGUACAUUUACAAUACUGCUAAUGAACUACAAAACUGUAUCAAUGCAGUCAGAGGAUGUGGUGAGCAAACUGACAUUCAUGUUGAAAUAGUCAAGGUCAUUAAAGAGGAGUUGGAUAAGCAUAAUAUUUUAGUUAAGUCUUUUCGUAUUGCUAAAACAGAAAUUGAAAGGAAUCCACGUGCAGAGGUUAAAAUUAAAUUGCUUGGAAAGCGUAAACAAGAUGCAAAGACUUACAACUUACCUGAAGUAUCUGAAGUGGCCGCAUUAAUUGUUGGAGAUGUGGAUACAAACAUAGGGGAGCAUGGCUAUCGGGAAGAUAUUGGAUUCACCAUAAAGAAAACGGCAAUACCUAGUGGAAGGCAAAGGAUUAGCCCAAGGGAGUUCUUUUGUUAUCGUAUUCAUUCUAGAAGUUCAGAACUCUCUACCUUAUUGCAUGCAAAACGCUUAUUCCAACGAUUUCUUGUGGAUGGCUAUACAAUGGUUGAAGCAGGCCGCAUCAUUUAUAUUAGGACACACCAAAAAAGCUUACGCUGUCAAAGUUAUGGCAGUUUAACUGAUGCUUUGACACGUGGAGAGGUUGACCCUUCAACCCAAGGUCGAAGAAUUAUCUUACCUUCAAGUUUUACUGGCGGGGUGAGAUGGAUUGGUUAUCGAAAUCUUUUUAUUACAUUCACUUGCAACCCUAAAUGGCCAGAGGUUCAAAGAAUAUUCAAGAUGAAGUUGGAUGCUUUGAUCAUCGAGUGCCGGAAAAAACAAAUUAUUCGGAACAGUUAUUCUAUAAUUUUAGCAGAAAUACCAGAUAAAAGUAGCGACCCAACCUAUUUCAAUGCAGUUGAGGAAUUUAUGAUUCAUGGCCCAUAUGGAGCAUCAAGAAAGUCUUCUCCCUGUAUGGUUAAUGGUAGUUGUUCAAAACAUUUCCCGAAGAAAUUUGUUAAUUGUUCUACAUUUGAUGAGGAUGGCUACCCUAUCUAUACAAGGAGAGAUAAUGGUAGGACGAUUAUGAAAAACGGGAUUACAUUAGACAACAUGUAUGUGGUGCCGCACAAUAGACAUUUAUUGUUGAAGUACAAAGCUCAUAUCAAUGUAGAAUGGUGCAAUCAAUCCCGGUCAAUCAAGUACCAGUUCAAAUAUGUCAACAAGGGCCAUGAUUAUGUUACAGCUGAAUUCUACAAAACAAGUGAUGAAGAAGAAAGUACAAAGUUAAGGUCUCCUUCUGUUGAGCGGCUAAGUUUCCAUUUGCCCAAUCAGCAAAGUGUUAUAUUUGAAGAUGAUGAUGCUGUUGAUAAUAUAGUAAAUCGUCCAACCAUUGCACAAAGCACGUUUAUGGAGUGGUUUGAAGCUAAUAAGAAUUUUGUAGACACAAGGAAGCUGACUUAUGUUGAAAUGCCAACUAAAUUUGUUUGGAAGAAAGAUGUUAGGAAAUGA